Messenger RNA from Oryza brachyantha (malo sina), 2159 nucleotides. Its product is annotated as protein LATERAL ORGAN BOUNDARIES-like. The transcript is spliced from 6 exons. NCBI's taxonomy places the organism in Eukaryota, Viridiplantae, Streptophyta, Magnoliopsida, Poales, Poaceae. The record is from RefSeq and is a predicted model, not a curated record. Bases 593 to 1450 code for a protein of 285 amino acids.
AAAGGGGAAAAAAAGAGUUAGGAACUGCCCUGUACUGGUGGAGAAGGCCUGGAUGCAGGUUUACCUGCAUUGUGCUAUAGAUCAAUCUAAUCGCAGUCUAUCCGGGAGCUUUUGCAUUCUACUCGGAAUCUGCAGAUGCAUGUGGACCUGCCUUUACUUUGUUUGAAGAUGUUUUUCCAACGCAACCAACGUAUAUUAAGUCCAAGAUUGUUUUGGCGAUAUAUCGUCAGAGCUCAAGACCCUCCCACCUGCUUGUUAGGGUUGUGGCCUUGUGGGUUAUAUUUCUGUGGCUUCUGGUAUUGACAAAGAUCUCAUUUAUUUUGGUGCUUAGUUCCUGCAUCUUUCAGUGAACAGGAACAUGAAUGCGGCUCGUUUGCCCCGUUACAAUGGUCCAUGGGGAAAAAAAAUCAAGGGCUUACAUGCAAUAUGGACGAUGACAAAUAAGAAGACCAGCAGCUUGACUACAGUCUUGAGACAUAAAGAUGCGGUGGGCUCAAUGUAAGCAGAGGCUGCAUACUUCUAUUUUCUGCGAAAUCCAGAUGCAGCCAACUUAAGCUGUUCUACCGUCAAGGUGUCAUGAGAUGAUCAUGUCAUGAGAGAUGAUCAGCUAUUCUCAAUCAACCAAAGCAUCGCCAAUAUACUGUGUUUCGACAAUCAACGUGCGGCUCUGCAGGCGCAGGUACAGCUAGCUAGCUCGGCGGAAAUGGCAUCCUCGUCGAGCACCAACAACUCCGCCAUCUCCACGGUGGUUGCGUCGGGGGCGGCGACGACGACGCCGGGGGCCGGAUCACCGUGCGCGGCGUGCAAGUUCCUGCGGCGGAAGUGCCUGCCGGGCUGCGUGUUCGCGCCAUACUUCCCGCCGGAGGAGCCGCAGAAGUUCGCGAACGUGCACAAGGUGUUCGGCGCCAGCAACGUCACCAAGCUUCUCAACGAGCUGCUGCCGCACCAGCGGGAGGACGCCGUGAGCUCGCUCGCCUACGAGGCGGAGGCGCGCGUCAAGGACCCCGUCUACGGCUGCGUUGGCGCCAUCUCCGUGCUCCAGCGCCAGGUCCACCGCCUCCAGAAGGAGCUCGACGCCGCGCACGCCGAGCUCCUCCGCUACGCCUGCGGCGAAGUCGGCAUCCCCACGGCGCUCCCCGUCACCGCCGCCCCGAGGCUCGCCGCGGCAAUGCCGGCCCCCGGCCAGCUCGCCGCUGUCAGCGCCGGCAUGUACGGCUCCCGGAGGCUCGGGGUCGUAGACGGCGGCGGGAUAGCGCCGCCUUCACCUCACGCCGGGUGCUACUACGCGCGGAACAACAACGCUGGAAGCAUCGGCGCUGACGUGGCGCCAGUCCUACCUUACGCUUCCGUUGCUAAUUGGACCGUGAACGCCAUUAGCACCACCACCACCAACUCAGGAUCAGAGAGCAUCGGGAUGGAUCACAAGGAAGGAGGAGACAGCAGCAUGUGAAUUGAAGCGCGGCAAAUAUGGAUUACUCUUAAGCUACUACCUCUUCAGAUGCGGAGAUCUGCUCGUUGGCCUUAAUGGGAGGAGGCUUGAGGAAGAUAGCACAGCCCAUUCAUCCCAGGUUAAUUAAGAGUUAAGAAGCAACCUAUCUAUCUAUAUAUAGCCAGCAUGAAUUAUAUAUAUCCCCAUCCCUUUUUGCAUGUUGUGCAAACCAUACUUUGGAGUUCUAUAUGUAAUCGAAUCGAGAUCUCGAUCUCUCGUCUUUUCAUGAUUAAUUCGGUUUUUCGCAGGAUCCAUCAGUCAUUAGUACGUAGCAUGCUGUGUGAUCAGAAAAUAACCAACUUUAGGCCACAUAAACAAUGCACCGAACACAUCUAUCGAUAUGUGUAAAGAUCCUGGUGCUUGCAUGCAUGCAUGAGUACCAAGCUAAGCUAACCAGUUGGGCUAAUUAAAGGCUACAUGAUCUGCAUCUUAUAUCAUAUGUCAUAGGCACCAGUGGCCUAUGCUUGCAUAUAUGCUCCACAUAUACACCAUCUUGAGAUGCUUAAUUUUCUGGGAAGGAAAGAUUAAAACAGUUGUUUAUUAAGAGCAUCUCACAUUGUUUGGUUUGCAGACAUUCUUCGCUUCCAUAUAUGUUAUAGUAAACUGUAAAGCUUUGGAGAAAAGCAGUAUUCCCGUCACUAUUCUUAUAGGCCCCAUCUUUUUAUGGAUC